AGGAUUAACCAGAGACAUGGACACGUACUCUCGUGGUCGCGGUAACAGUGCUUGUUCGCGGUGUGGAUGAUACCGCUACGUCCCACGAACUCUGUUACUUCUCACCGGUAACGCGCGACGACGUCUUACCGACGGAGCCGACAGAUCGCUCGUGCCUGGUCCCUGCGUCACGUGCUGCGAUUCACGCGGCCGCGAUAAUAGGCUGGUGUAUCCGGAGGAGAGAAAAGCCUGCGCGCGGUUCGUUCCGCGGCGUGAGUUGCUGCUUUUCCGGUAAACGCGGGCAAGGCCCAGGCGCGGAACACUGGACGGUGGUCGAGACGCUGGAGAACGAGCCGUCCGUUCUUCCUCGUCGUAUUUUGGCAGCGUGUUCCGCUGCGGGGGUGUCUCUCGUGUCGUGGGCUACCGCAACGCGGUAAAACAGUCAAAAUUCGGGUGAAGAACAGAGAACCGUUACCAUCCUACGCGAUGGAAAUGAGCGACGAGUAUCAGGACAUGGGAAACCCUGGCGGAGGGGUCGCCGUGGUCAACAUACCUAUGGCCCAUCAUCAACACACGCCUGAUAGCCCGUUGUCGCAUCAGGAGGAGGAUCUGUCGGAUCCAGACCUUCAGGACGAGGAGAGCGGAGAGGAGUUACCUCAGCAACCACUUCAGGGUAACACGCACUCCUCGUCGGAUAAUGCAUCCGCGCAGGCUGGUACACCUACUCCAUUAACACACUUGAACAGCCUGAUGGGCGCGCACCAUCCGCACUUUCUGGCCAAGCUGAAAAUGGAGCCAUCCGACGUGGAUGCACUGAACAACAAAAGUGGUCUGGAGGCAUUGCAGGCCGCGAUGGGCGGCGGUGGUUUCAAUCUGCCGUUCUCGUUUCCACCGCCAGCGGCGUUCCUGACGCCGCAGCAUCACUCGCAAAAUAGUCAUCCGCAGUCAGGUGGCGGGAUCGGGAGCGGCGUUGGAAAUCAGGUAACAUCAUCGGCCAGCUCGCAUUCCAGCGAAUCGUCGCAGGGCAGCGCGAGAAACGGCGGCGAGCCCCGCGAGAGCAGCAAUCAUUCGCAGAGCAACUCGACGGGAACGAAUCACCAGCAGCAGACCAGCUGGAGUUUCGAAGAGCAGUUCAAACAGCUCUACGAGAUCAACGACGAUCCGAAGAGGAAGGAGUUCCUGGACGACCUGUUCAGUUACAUGCAGAAACGAGGAACGCCGAUCAAUCGACUGCCAAUUAUGGCGAAAUCGGUGCUGGACCUGUACGAACUGUACAAUUUGGUGAUCGCCAGGGGCGGCCUGGUCGACGUGAUCAAUAAGAAGCUCUGGCAGGAAAUCAUCAAAGGCCUCCACCUGCCAUCGAGCAUCACUUCCGCCGCGUUCACUCUGCGCACCCAAUACAUGAAAUACCUGUAUCCGUACGAGUGCGAGAAGAGACGACUGUCAACGCCGGCGGAGCUUCAGGCGGCGAUCGACGGGAAUCGUCGGGAGGGACGUCGCAGCAGCUACGGGGCGUACGCGGCUAGCGGCGGCGCUGCAGGCGAAAGCCUCGUGCAGAGGAACCCCCACACGCCCAACUCGCUCGCGUUGCACGCGCAAAUGACGCCGUUAUCGUUGGUGACGGCGGUGGCUGCCGGUGGUCAACAUCAUGGGCCGCAAUCGCUGGUAAACGGAAGCGCCGCGCACACACCCCUGCCCCACCAUCCGCACCAUCCUCAACACCCUCAGGGACUGCCAGGACAGCCACCGAACGCAGGACCUAUCCCCGGCAUGGCACCGUCCGAGUUCGAGGCACGCAUGGUCGAGUACGUGAAGUUGCUGAACAAGGAGCUGAGAAGCGCUGGCGCGGGCACGCCACCUCCGAUGAUCCAUCGGCAGGGAAGCGCAUCGCCACCGUCCUCCACGCCGCCGAGAGAUGGUGCAUUUAGCGCUCUCGAGAUGUCCCGGUUAACCUUGUGGAACAUGUACAACAACAAUACCCUGUAUCCGGGAGUCGGUCACCAGCCACCCAUGUCUCCUCAGGCCUCGCAUUCUCCGGUACCCCCGGCCUCUAGCCCCGAACCUCAGAGGGAAGCUCUUGACCUCGGACUCAGGUCGUCGCCCGUGUCUUCGUCACCCGCCAGGCAAAGUUCACCGUCAUCGGGAGGUAGUAUGCAAGUGAAGAGGGAUCCUGAUCUGACCGGCACACCUGGACCUCCACCCGCGAAAAGGCUACUCUCGGACGACGAUAGUCCAAUCGAGAAGAACGCUACAGCCUCUGUGGGCACGCACAUUAAAAUUUCCAAUCGAGGAGACGGACGGAACGGUGACAAUUCCUUAGUAGUCAGUAUGGAGUUGAACGGAGUGAUGUAUCAAGGUGUUCUGUUCGCCCAAAGUGACAGUAGGACCGCGAGCAGUACAGCGACCAGCAACAGCAACAAUGCGAAACCGUCGCGGAGCAUGGUCUCGUGAACGCGCAACGAUCAACGAACCGUCAGCCUAUCCACGAUGUCUCGAUACUUAACGAUCAUAGCAUUCAUCUGUAGCGAUAAUAACCACCUCGUGAACGGACGAAGCAGUCUGCCAUCGUAAUGUUAGUCACCGAUCGAUCGAAGGAUUUUCGUAAUUGUACAAAUCACGAAGUGUGUCCCGUGUUCCACGAGAAAUCGACGGUGGGAGUCGAUCCGGAGAAGGUAUGAGCUCAGUUUAGUUCGUCGCGUGCGUUCGCUCGCGUCGAACCCUCUCUCUGGCGAAUCAUUUGUUUCGUUGCGUGGCAAAUCUAUCGUUUCUUGGGUUUUUUUCGUUCGCAAAAGACGUUCUUGCGACAAGCUCGGAAUUCGUGUUGUGAUAUUUAGAUACGCGCGUUCGAUCGAUCGUCGAUGCUCGCCUGACGUUUUGUUUCUUGUUUCUCUUGUUACCGGUAUACGGGAAUCGUGUGUACCUUUGGUUGAUCACGAGCGAGCGUGAAAGAGUCGAAUUAUAUUCAUCGAGAUUGAUUUUCUUUGACCACGUUAACGAGUGGACGACGAAUCGAGAGUGUCGUGUCUCCCUUCCGUCUUUGAGUUCUUAUUUGUACGUUCAUUUCUUGACAUUCGAUUGGCUCGAAUGGUCGGUAUUGGUAUUAAACUAUACACGAAUACCCGCCAGAUCGGUAGAAAUUGUAUAAAUGUAUGAUGCUCGAAUUAAUCGCGACCAUGGUAGGCUGCUCCGCUUCGACAAUGAUUGAAACGUUAUUGUGUGAAUAGUGUAUGUAUGAUUUGUGUGCAAUGAAAAAAAAAAAGAAAUGUCUUUUUUAAUUAUAUUUCUCAUGCAUUGCGUUCCUUUCAUUCAAGAAGAACUUUUCGGUGUGUCGCUCGCCGCAGAUCUCGCAUUGUCUUUCCUUUCGUUCAACUUAAUGAUAUAAUUAAAAAAGAAUAAAAGAAUACACGAGAAAAUGAUAUUUGUACGGGUGAAUUAGAGCGAAAAGCAUUCUCCGAAGAAUCUUGACUGGAAGCACUCGGCCAAAUAGAGUAAUUGCUCUGAGAAUCGAACUUCCAAACUG
Messenger RNA from Eufriesea mexicana, 3499 nucleotides. RefSeq names its product retained (gene retn). Gene Ontology annotation, biological process: regulation of transcription by RNA polymerase II. Gene Ontology annotation, molecular function: DNA binding. Lineage: Eukaryota; Metazoa; Arthropoda; Insecta; Hymenoptera; Apidae. The record is from RefSeq and is a predicted model, not a curated record. The transcript is spliced from 9 exons. Gene Ontology annotation, cellular component: nucleus. The coding region runs from base 466 to 2430 and encodes 654 amino acids.